GAACCCCCGACCCCGGCCCCCACGCCGUCGCCGAUUCCCGGCCCUCUCGGUCCCGCGCUGCCCCCUUAAAAGCUGGGGCCAAGCACAGGAACGACAGGCGUUGCAGCCAAUGAUGUCGCUCACGGUGAACCUGACACCCAAUCAAAAGGCGCGGCUGCUAGGGAGCGGGUGGGAAGCACGCCUGACUCCAGGUGACUCCGGGCAGGGAGGGGAACGUGUCUCCGUCAGCUGAUCGAGUCCCGUGCAACCGGCGAGUUAUCGGGGACGAAGCUGCGGGAGCGCGCGGACAGUGGCCAGCCGCGGAAUAGUUGUGUGCUGCAGCCACGAAGGAGGGUGAUGGAAGGGCGUCAAGAGGCUGGGAAGGAGAACAAGCCCUCCUCCAUAUCAGUGGACCCGCAGGGAGACAGCUCCUUACAGGUGGAGAUCUCUGAUGCAGUGAGUGAGCGGGACAAGGUGAAAUUCACUGUUCAAACCAAGAGCUGCCUCCCUCACUUCGCCCAAACGGAAUUCUCCGUUGUGCGGCAGCACGAGGAGUUCAUCUGGCUCCACGAUGCCUACGUGGAAAAUGAGGACUACGCCGGCCUCAUUAUCCCCCCAGCCCCUCCAAGGCCAGACUUUGAGGCUUCGAGGGAAAAGCUGCAGAAGUUGGGCGAGGGGGACAGCUCCAUCACGCGGGAAGAGUUUGCCAAAAUGAAGCAGGAGCUGGAAGCGGAGUACCUGGCAAUCUUCAAGAAGACAGUUGCAAUGCAUGAGGUCUUUCUGCAACGCCUGGCGGCCCACCCCACCCUGCGUCGAGACCACAACUUCUUUGUCUUUUUGGAAUAUGGCCAGGAUCUCAGUGUCCGAGGAAAGAACAGGAAGGAGCUCCUUGGGGGAUUUCUGAGGAAUAUUGUGAAGUCUGCAGAUGAAGCCCUCAUCACCAGCAUGUCAGGGCUCAAGGAGGUGGAUGACUUCUUUGAGCAUGAGAGGACCUUCCUGCUGGAGUACCACACCCGGAUCCGGGAUGCCUGCCUGCGGGCAGACCGUGUCAUGCAGUCCCACAAGUGCCUGGCAGAUGAUUAUAUCCCUAUCUCUGCUGCACUGAGCAGUCUGGGAACACAGGAAGUCAACCAGCUAAAGACGAGCUUCUUCAAAUUGGCAGAACUCUUUGAACGACUAAGGAAGCUGGAAGGCCGAGUGGCCUCUGACGAGGACCUCAAGCUGUCAGACAUGCUGAGAUACUACAUGCGAGACUCACAGGCGGCCAAGGACCUGCUGUACCGGCGGCUGCGGGCACUGGCCGACUACGAGAACGCCAACAAGGCACUGGACAAGGCACGUACUAGGAACCGGGAGGUGCGGACCGCGGAGAGCAACCAGCAACUGUGCUGCCGACGCUUCGAACGCCUCUCUGACUCAGCCAAGCAGGAGCUCAUGGAUUUCAAGUCCCGCCGUGUGUCCUCCUUCCGCAAGAACCUCAUCGAGUUGGCAGAGCUGGAGCUCAAACACGCUAAGGCCAGCACCCUCCUUCUCCGGAACACCCUUGUCGCGCUCAAGGGGGAGCCUUAGAGCAGCCACAGCCUGCUCUGGGGACUUUUAGUGGCAAGAGCCCCCCCCCCCAAACAAGAUGCCACCCCCACAGCAGCCACUAGCCAGGCCCCAUGACCUCCCAGGGUAAGGGCAAGCCCAAGCCCUACUCCCACCCAAAGGUGUCAGGUCCUACAAAAGGAAGAUAGGGCAGCAUGAGUACCAUCCUUGGUCACAGGUAAGCAGAACCCCAGCUUUGGGGAGGCCUGGGACCCGGACCUCCCUCCUCUCCUGGGGACCAAGGGGCAGCCCCCACACCUUGUCCCCCAUCCCACCCCCAGAGUUCAUUUGUCCCCAUCCUGUUCACAAAUAAAGAACUUGGUUCUUGCUACAA
Molecule: messenger RNA, 1900 nt
Organism: Herpailurus yagouaroundi (jaguarundi)
Lineage: Eukaryota; Metazoa; Chordata; Mammalia; Carnivora; Felidae
Gene: SNX32
Product: sorting nexin 32
Exons: 13
Coding region: 337-1548 (403 amino acids)
Biological process (GO): retrograde transport, endosome to Golgi
Cellular component (GO): endosome
Molecular function (GO): phosphatidylinositol binding
Source: RefSeq, a predicted model, not a curated record